GCCUUAACCCCGGCCCUCAAGGUCACGCAAUAUUCAAGCUGAUCUUUACUCACACACGUGCUAUGAUUUAACAAGCUUGUUUUUGUUCAAAUGGUAUUCAAAGAUCACGGAAAAGUUGAUGAUGAUAAGGUAGAUAAUAAAAAGCAUCGACCACGUAAAAGUGGACGUAAAGCUGAGAAGAAGGAACCUCGCGAUGAAGAAUCAGCCAGAAAAAAUAAUCCCAAGGCCUUUGCUGUUCAGCAUACAACUAAGGCAUCACGUCUAGUGCAAAGAACGCUUGAUCACCAGACUAAGCGACACCAUAUAUUACACUCCAGAUAUGUGUCUCAAGUACCCGCACCGUACGUAGUUGCAGUGGUUGGACCUCCGAAAUCUGGUAAAAGCACACUUCUACGUGGCUUGUUAAAACACUUCGCGCAUUUAUCGCUUGGUGUUCUGAAAGGUCCAGUGACAGUAGUUGUUGGUAAAAAAGAAAGAUUCACUUUUAUCGAAUGUGGAUGUGAUAUCAACAGUAUGUUAGAUGCUGCUAAAAUCGCUGAUGUAGUUCUACUGCUUGUAAAUGUUCGUGCUGGACUUGAAAUGUAUCACUUUGAAUUCAUUAAUAUGGUACAAGCACACGGAAUGCCAAGAGUCAUUCCUGUUUUAAACCAUUUGGAUACUUUCAAAGAUUCUAGUUCUUCGCGUGCAUUGCGAAGGAAGAUAAAACAUCGUUUAUGGACGGAUCUAAACUCAAAGAUUUUUCUGCUGUCACGUUUUCAGCCAAAGAAAUAUGCUUCACACAGAGCUGAUGAACAAAAUUCCGAUGAAACUCCCGGCGAUUAUUUGUUAAAUGAAGUCCGUCGUCUUGGUCGCUUAAUCAUGGUUAAAACUCCGAGACCAUCAGAUUGGCGUAGCUCUCACCCAUACUUGUUGAUUGAUCGUAUAGAAGAUAUAACUGAUGAAAAAUUGCUGUCUGAUGACGAGAACUCUGAUCGUUGUAUUAGUUUAUAUGGAUGGGUACGUGGUGCUCCUUUGCCGCCUGCAUUAACAUCGCCUGGAAUACAUAUAGCAGGACUUGGUGAUUUCGCUUUAGCUGAUUGUACUCAACAACCUGAUCCAUGUCCUUUGCCUGGUCGAUCGAAUCAAAUGAAUGCCGGUGAAGGGGUUAAAACAACAAAACAUUUGUCUGAACGUGACAGAAAGAUUUACGCUCCAAUGUCUAGUCUUGGUGGUGUUUUAUUUGAUCGUGAUGCAACUUACAUUGAUCUCGGUGGUAGUCAUUACCUGACGAAUCGUAAAUCUCGACAUGGAAAUAGCAGUAAUGAUAAAAAUAAUCAACCGACAAGUGUCAGUCAGUCAAUGUUAGACGAAUUACGCGCGACUUUCGAUGAAAUUGGAGGUCUUGAUGAACAGCUGGAUAAAACGCAUAAAGUACGUAUGAUUAAUGAUGCACCAUUAUUGUCUGGCGAAAGCGAUGACGAUGAUGAUGAAGAUGGAGUAUCGAAUGCCAGUUCUACAGAUGACGAUGACGAUAGUGGUGAUGAUGACGAUGAUAGCGCUGAUGUAACCAUGGAAGAUGAAACCAAUAAACAAACCGAUGGGAUACGUGUAUUCUCUGAAGAGCCAAUUGCAGGAUUCCUUGUACCAGCUGGUUUUCAGGAGGAGAAGAAGAAGGAGGUUGAUAAAAAUCAACAAGAUCCAUCAGUAUUGAAAAGUGCACAUAUGAAAGUGAAACAAAUACUAGACGAGAUUGAAUGGAAGUCGACAACAGCUUCGUUAGUCAACUGGAACCGGCUGGUGUAUGGAAUGAAUAAUGAUGGCAAUGACAGUUUACCUAAACAGUCUAGUGAUUCAUUUGUCGGAGAUCAUGAUUUCACGCUUGGUUCAAUUCAUAAAUCAACUACUAUCUCCUGGGAGGAUGUAUCAUCUCACGAGUUAAUUUGUAAUCGUUUUACAACUGGUCAAUGGGGUGAACAUGAAGAUGCGAAUACACUGUUGGAGAAAGACAUGAAAGCGCGUAAAGCCAUUGAACUGGAUGAGGCUAGAAAACAUGCUACUGCCUCUCAAAGCAAGGUCGAGUAUACCAGUGAUAGAAAAAAGUAUCUGUCUGAUUCAGAGGAUUACGAUGACAAUAAUGAUGAUGCUCUUGGUGGUGGUGAGGACGACAGUGAUGAAGAUUUUAAUAUGGAUAUCGACAAAAGUGAAGCUUUCGAUGAUUAUGAUGAUGAAGAUGACGAUGAUGAUGAUUCGGAUCAAGGUGAUGAUGAAAAUAUUUUUCAUGAUUCAAAUUCUGAUGAUGAUGAGGAGAAUGUUGACGGUGGGGAUAUGAAGAGCAAAUCAAAAGAUACAAAGAUUUUAGAAAGUGAAUAUGACAAGAAUCUACUAAGACCAACUAAACGUCAAAAAUUAUUAGAGAAAAGACAACGGCAUAAGGCACUAUUCAAUCAGUUGUAUGAAGCAGCUGGUGGUGGCCCUGAAGCAACUGCAUUCUACGAUAAACUAGUUGCUGCACGUGAAGCUCAACAAGCCUUGAAUCAAGAAGUGUUAAAAAGUCUACCAGAAGAAGUUGCCAGCCGCCUGGAAGGUUUUCCACCUGGAGCUUAUGUUCGUCUUGAAAUUAGAGGUGUUCCAAGUCAGUUUAUAAAACGUUUUGAUCCUUGUCAACCAUUGGUCGCUGGCGGCUUGUCAAGUGCUGAAGAAGCCUUUGGUCAUCUGCUGAUACGUUUCCGUACGCAUCGUUGGCUUAAACGUGUUCUCCGGUCGAAUGAUCCCUUGACUGUGUCUAUCGGUUGGCGUAGAUAUCAAACUGUUAGUGUUUUUUCCCAGGAAGAGCAUAAUUUACGUAAACGCUAUUUGAAAUAUUCCCUACCGCAUGAACAUUGUCUAGCGACUAUUUAUGGUCCAUUAGUCCCACCAAAAACUGGUGUUAUCGCUUUUGUCAACUCUGCAUGGCAGUCAAUAGAUGAUCCAAAAAAUCCUUAUCUACCAGCAUUUCGUGUUGCUGGUACCGGAACAGUGAUUGAUUCAAAUAAAUCAUUUCAAAUUAUGAAAAAGUUGAAGUUGAUCGGUGAACCGUUUAAAAUAUUCUCUAAGACGGCUUUUAUUCGUGGCAUGUUUAAUAGUUCACUGGAAGUGAGUAAAAUGAUUGGUUGUCGGAUACAAACUGCAUCGAAGAUACGUGGUUUAAUCAAAGCUGCAUUGACUAAUCCGUCAACAUCGAAACCUGGUGAUUUUCGAGCAACAUUUGAAGCACAAAUUAGAAAAGCUGAUAUCGUUUUCUUACGAACUUUCUUCGCUGUUGAAUUGCCUAGAUAUUAUAAUCCUGUACUGAAUCGAUUAGUCCCUAUUGCUGGUGAAAAGUCUACGCAGCAUUCAGGUAGCGGCGGCGGCGGCUGGCGACUACUUCGUACACUAGGUGAACUGAAAUGGGAAGCUGGCAUUAAAACAGAGAGUAAACCAGAUUCUCAGUAUAAGCCAAUUAAUCGUCCAAUCUAUGUGCCUGCACCUUUACGUGUACCAACUAAACUAGUCGCUGCACUUCCAUUUGCGCAUAAACCAAAACCAUCUCGUAAAGAAGCAUUGGCAAUGCUUGGCGGUGAUCCUGUAAAAGCUGCACUGAAUGCUGAAUUACCACCACCAGUGAAGACAAUGGAUGAAAUGGAAUCUGGUGAAUCAAGACAAGAGGUGAUUGCACGUCUUCGUCAACUGCACACCGAUUUUCUACACCGUCAAAAAGAGAAAAUGGUCAAUCGUGUGACAAAGCAUAAAAAACAGCUGGCUAAAGUGAAUGCUGUUAAGGCAGUCAAUGAACGUAAACGUCGGAAAGAAUAUUUUGCGCGUAAAUCUGGUAGGAAAGGAGGAAGUCGUUUUUCUAAGGGUGGUGAUGAAUAGUAAAAAGAUUGAAGAAACCUUCUUAAAAAUCUUGUACAGAAUAAUAAAUUCACA
This is a messenger RNA of Trichobilharzia szidati, 3924 nucleotides long. The record is from the annotation of a GenBank genome assembly. Lineage: Eukaryota; Metazoa; Platyhelminthes; Trematoda; Strigeidida; Schistosomatidae.